Engraulis encrasicolus (European anchovy) is the source of this 1590-nucleotide messenger RNA. RefSeq names its product synapsin-3-like. NCBI's taxonomy places the organism in Eukaryota, Metazoa, Chordata, Actinopteri, Clupeiformes, Engraulidae. The transcript is spliced from 16 exons. The record is from RefSeq and is a predicted model, not a curated record. Gene Ontology annotation, cellular component: synaptic vesicle; synaptic vesicle membrane. Gene Ontology annotation, molecular function: ATP binding. Gene Ontology annotation, biological process: neurotransmitter secretion. Bases 1 to 1590 code for a protein of 529 amino acids.
AUGAACUACCUGCGUCGUCGUCUGAGUGACAGUAGCUUCGUGGCUAACCUCCCCAAUGGCUACAUGAUGGAUCUGCAGCGCCCCUCCCCGACCCCGUCUCCUCCGCCCUCCUCCCCGCGGCCCUCCAGCACCCGCAGCACCUCCUCCCCGGCCUCCCCAGCCACGGAGCGCCGUGGUGGUGGAGGUGGUGGUGGUGGUGGUGGAGGUGGUGGUGGUGGGUUCCUGACCUCGUUCUCCAGCGUGGUGAAGACGGCCCAGAUUGCCAAGGCAGCGGCUCAGGCGGCUCAGGCUGCUCAGGCUCCACUCAUCAGGAAGCCCAAAGUGCUGCUGGUCAUCGAUGAUGCACACACAGACUGGGCCAAGUAUUUCCGGGGCAGGAAGCUGAAUGGAGAAUACGACAUCCGCGUGGAGCAGGCUGAGUUCACGGAGAUCAACUUGGCCUCCUACGUCAGCAACGGAUGCAUGAUUGACAUGCAGGUCACACGCGGCGGAUCCAAGGUCGUCAGGACGUUUAAGCCAGACUUCGUUCUGAUUCGCCAGCACGCCUUCAGCAUGACCCCAGGAGAGGACUUCAGGAGCCUUGUGAUUGGUCUCCAAUACGGGGGCGUGGCCAGUGUCAACUCACUGCACUCCAUCUACAACUUCUGCAGCAAGCCCUGGGUGUUUUCUCAGAUGAUCAAGCUCUACCACAAUCUGGGCCCGGAGAAGUUUCCCCUGAAUGAACAGACCUUCUACCCCAACCAUUCACAGAUGCAACCAACGCCGCUGUACCCUGUAGUGGUGAAGAUGGGACACGCUCACGCAGGAAUGGGCAAGGUGAAGGUGGAUAGUGAGGAGGACUUUGAGGACAUGACCAGUGUGGUGGCCCUGGCUAAGACCUACGCCACCGCAGAGCCCUUCAUAGACUCCAAAUACGACAUCCGCAUCCAGAAGAUUGGAACCAACUACAAGGCAUACAUGAGGACGUCUAUUUCCGGGAACUGGAAGGCCAAUACAGGGUCGGCCAUGUUGGAACAAAUUGCCAUGACGGACAGGUAUCGCCUGUGGGUGGAUUCGUGUGCUGAGAUGUUCGGAGGUUUGGACAUUUGUGCGGUGAAGGCCGUCCAUGGGAAAGAUGGAAACGACUACAUCAUCGAGGUCAUGGACAGUUCGAUGCCUCUGAUUGGUGAGCAUGUGGAGGAGGAUAAGCAGCUGAUUACAGACCUGCUGGUGAACAAGAUGACCAGCAUACUAUUGGGAAUCACCUCACCACAACCACAGCCCACCAAGGCGGUUCCACAGAUGGCCCAACCCAGACGCACACAAGGAGGUCCGAGGUCGGCAGCUGGUUCUCCGUCCCAGUCGGCCCAUGCGUCUCCGCAGCGUGCCCGAUCAGCAAGCACCUCUCCCAGCCAGGCCUUCCAGCCCGGGCCCAUCCCCGCUUCCACCUCCGGAGGUCCCUCACAGAAGCAGCCCCCACAACUCAAUAAGUCUCAGUCGCUGACCAACACCUUCACAGAGACGCUGCGAGGAUACACCACGGACGACGAGGCCAAAGCAGAGACCAUACGCAGCCUACGGCAGUCCUUCGCCAGCCUAUUCUCCGACUAG